AUGUAUUUCAAGGAUCUGAGGAAGCGGCUCCAGGAGUACAUAGACCACUGCCCGGUUUGCGCUGAAAACCAGACCCUGCGUCAUAAGCCCUUCGGUUUCUUGAAUCCCAUAGACGUACCCGAGAUGCCCAUGGCAGUUCAGACCGCGGACUGGAUCGUGAAACUACCCCCUACGUCCGAAGGUUUUGACGCCCUACUUACUGUGACCUGUAAGAAGUCCAAGAGGAUCCUUCUGGUGCCAGGCCGCGAGACGUGGACUGCGGAAGAAUGGGCCGACGCAUACUUGACCUCGCUUCGCAAGUGCAGCUGGAUGAUACCUAUGGCGCUUGUCUGCGACAGAGACCCUAAGUGGUUGAGCGCUUUUUUUAGACGACUUUUCGGAUGCCUUAACGCAAGACUCCUGGCGGCCACCGCCCACCACCCGCAGACCGACGGUCAGUCUGAGAGGACGAAUCAGACGGUGGAGAUCGCGAUGAGAUACUUCGUCACCGCUAACCAGGAUGCUAACUGGACAGACGUCCUUCCCGACCUACAGUCUUUUCUCAACUCGUCUAAGAAUGCAACUACAGGAGUCUCACCCGAUCAAUAUCUGUUUGGGUUCGACCUCAAUACCGACGCCCUGAUAGGCCUCCGACAACUACCGGACGAGGAUUUCCGUGCCCUACGCCUCCAGUACCGAGAACAAGCAGACGAGGCACUCGACUUCGCCAACGUCCGCAUGAAGGAUCGAUACGACGACAAGCACGAGAGAAAGACUUUUGAUGUGGGAGAUUACGUUUACCUUAGGCUCUACCACGGGUACAAAGUGCACGGAGAAAAGUCGAGGAAGUUCGGCCCCUAG
Messenger RNA from Fulvia fulva, 840 nucleotides. Its product is annotated as Transposon Tf2-6 polyprotein. Gene Ontology annotation, molecular function: nucleic acid binding. The record is from RefSeq and is a predicted model, not a curated record. Bases 1 to 840 code for a protein of 279 amino acids. NCBI's taxonomy places the organism in Eukaryota, Fungi, Ascomycota, Dothideomycetes, Mycosphaerellales, Mycosphaerellaceae. Gene Ontology annotation, biological process: DNA integration. The transcript has a single exon.